AUGAAUACACAAGUGCUCUCCAAAUACAUUGAAUCAAAGGAUGAAGAUGAACAAUUGUUGAUUUUGUAUCAGGUGUUUAAAAAUUAUGAUUUGGACGGAAAUAAUGCGAUUGAUAAGAGGGAAUUGAUUCCAUUCUUUAUGGAUUUUUUGAAGGUAUUGGGAAUGGAUCCAUCUUCGAUUACUCCGGAUGAUGUCAAGAAAUUUAUGAGUGGAAUUGAUUCGGAUGGAAAUGGUACAAUAUCAUUUGUAGAAUUUACUAAUUGGUUUAAAGAUGCAGUGUUAGGAUUGAUUCCUCCAUCAAAGAAAAAGAAGAAGAAGAGAACUCUUCUCGAUUCAUAUCUUGCUGAAAAGAAUACCACCAAACAAGUUGAAGUUUUACAAUCAAUUUUCAGAAAGUACGAUACUAAUGUGGAUGGUAAAAUAGAUAGAGAUGAAUUUGAUCAAUUCUUAACAGAUUUAUUCAAACAAUUUGAAUUGGGAAUACCAAGUGGAGAUCAUGUAACAUACUUCUUCGAUGUAAUUGAUACUGACAAAUCUGGUGGAAUAACCAUUAACGAAAUAGAUGUUUGGUUACGAGAGAAUAUUGAAAAGUUCACUCAUUAA
Messenger RNA from Naegleria gruberi, 603 nucleotides. RefSeq lists its product as uncharacterized. Bases 1 to 603 code for a protein of 200 amino acids. Gene Ontology annotation, molecular function: calcium ion binding. The record is from RefSeq and is a predicted model, not a curated record. Lineage: Eukaryota; Heterolobosea; Eutetramitea; Acrasida; Naegleriidae. The transcript is spliced from 2 exons.